GAUCACAGAAUCUGCAAACGACAUCUGUCGUUAUUAGAAAUAAUUGUUGUAAUAAAUAAAAUUUUGCAUAUAUCUGAACUGAGCGAAAGAGGAAUAGGCCGUGACGGAAAUCUGAAUAUUUUCGCGCCGUCCUUUUUCCGCUGGAUUCCUCAUGGGCAGCCAGUUCUGGAGACAAAAAUGUCUGGGAAGAGUUUUAGGGUGAGCGACGGAGACUGGAUUUGUCCCGAUAAAAGGUGUGGAAAUGUGAACUUUGCCAGAAGAACAAGUUGUAACCGAUGUGGACGGGAGAAAACUACAGAGGCAAAGCUGAUGAAGGCUGGUGGGACAGAGAUUGGGAAGACCCUGGCUGAAAAGAGCAGGGGACUCUUUAGUGCAAACGACUGGCAGUGCAAAACCUGUGGCAAUGUAAACUGGGCCAGAAGAUCAGAGUGCAACAUGUGCAACACUCCCAAAUAUGCCAAACUUGAGGAAAGAACAGGAUAUGGUGGAGGCUUCAAUGAGAGAGAGGACUUGGUUUACAAUGAGCGCGAAGAGUCUGAUGGAGAAUAUGAUGAGUUUGGUCGUAUAAAGAAGAAAUAUCGUGGGAAGAAUAAGAAAGAGGAUGAGAAGAAAGCAGAACCUGAAAAAGAUGACGAUGACGAAGAUGAAGAAGAAGAUGGAGAUCUUUCAAAGUAUAAACUCGAUGACGAUGAUGAUGACGAAGAUGAAGCAGAUUUGUCCAAAUAUGAUCUGGAUGCUGAUGACUGGAAGCCAUCUGAGAAGAAAGGGAGUGGCUCGGGCUCUUCUCGGUCUUCCUCUCGUUCCUCCAGUUCAAGUUCACGGUCCAGGUCCAGAUCCCGGUCCAGGAGCUCAUCUGGUUCCAGAUCACGCUCUCGCUCGAGGUCUCGCUCGAGGUCUCGCUCAAGAUCCAGCUCCCGCUCUGGGAAAGGCUCAGCUUCUUCAAGAAAACGGUCUCACACGUCUUCACCAUCCCCGGAGAGAGGUCAGAAGAGGAGUCGCUCCAGGUCCUCCUCUGGUGGCCGCAAAAAAAGACGUUCUCGAUCACAGUCGUCAGAAAGGUUUGGGUUUCUGUGGUGCGGCCGUGGCUCAUCAGGAUCUUCUCACUCUGGCUCAAGCUCACGAAAGAAGUGA
This is a messenger RNA of Pygocentrus nattereri (red-bellied piranha), 1131 nucleotides long. It is a transcript of the gene zranb2, whose product is annotated as zinc finger, RAN-binding domain containing 2. The coding region runs from base 178 to 1131 and encodes 317 amino acids. The record is from RefSeq and is a predicted model, not a curated record. Gene Ontology annotation, biological process: RNA processing. NCBI's taxonomy places the organism in Eukaryota, Metazoa, Chordata, Actinopteri, Characiformes, Serrasalmidae. The transcript is spliced from 10 exons. Gene Ontology annotation, molecular function: lipopolysaccharide binding; RNA binding.